Molecule: messenger RNA, 2735 nt
Organism: Scophthalmus maximus (turbot)
Lineage: Eukaryota; Metazoa; Chordata; Actinopteri; Pleuronectiformes; Scophthalmidae
Gene: smap2
Product: small ArfGAP2
Exons: 9
Coding region: 308-1654 (448 amino acids)
Biological process (GO): regulation of clathrin-dependent endocytosis
Molecular function (GO): GTPase activator activity
Source: RefSeq, a predicted model, not a curated record
GCCAGUGGUAGAUUACAGGUGCUCUUCGAAGUCAAAAUUACAUUUUUAAUCUUGGUAAUCGGUCUCCCUCCACCUUAAAUCUUGAUUAGCGUAUUUUACACCUUCCAAUAACCUGCAUGGUGGUUGGCUGAGAGGCAAUCACCCCACCGCGGUGAAACAAAAACGCUACGCUCCACAUCUAGGAGGAACAGCGACGGGAGCGCAUGGCCUCUGCACACACUGCUUUCUUACAUUUUGUGAUUGAACAGGCUAUUUUAACAACAGUGGGCGCGGGACGUAGAGGCUGUGGAGGAGGUGGACCGGUGCAAUGAUGACGGAUAAAUCUGUGAAAGACGUUGACAGAUACCAGGCUGUCCUCAACUCGUUAGUAUCGCUAGAGGAGAAUAAAUUUUGCGCUGACUGCGAAUCCAAAGGUCCGAGAUGGGCAUCCUGGAAUUUGGGCAUUUUUAUCUGUAUCCGCUGUGCCGGUAUCCAUCGAAACCUGGGGGUUCACAUCUCCAAGGUUAAGUCCGUCAACCUGGAUCAGUGGACACAGGAGCAGGUCCAGUGUGUCCAGGAAAUGGGAAAUACCAAGGCCAAACGUCUUUAUGAGGCUUUCUUACCUGAGUGCUACCAGCGCCCUGAAACAGAUCAGUCUGCAGAGAUCUUCAUCAGGGACAAGUAUGAUAGAAAGAAGUACAUGGAUAAGGUCAUUAACAUCCAGAUGCUCAGAAAAGAAAAGAGCUGUGAUAACAUACCCAAGGAACCAGUUGUGUUUGAGAAGAUGAAAUUGAAAAAAGAUAUCAGCCCGAAAACAGUUUCCCAUUCUGUUACAGACCUGCUUGGACUAGACAGUAACGCAACACAGAGCCCAGCUGUGCCUAAUCCACCUCUGUCUCACUCUGCCCUGGAUCUCUUCAGCUCUCUGCCAACACCCUCAUCUGUUUCCUCCACGAAAACAACGCCUGUUUCCAGCUCUAUGCCUCAGAGUAGAGUGACAGCCUCUGUGCCUGAAAAUCUCAGUCUGUUCCUGGAUAUGGCGCCCAAAGCAGAAGGCACUGUCAAGAAACUGUCCAAGGAUUCUAUUCUCUCCCUGUAUGCUUCCACCCCCUCUGUGCAUGCUAGCAGUAUGGCUAAUCACGCAGGCUUGUACAUGAACCAAAUGGGAUACCCAACACACCCGUACGGGUCCUACCAUUCUUUAUCCCAGACAUGUGGAAUGAGAGGUGCCAUGGUGACAUCACAGAUUGCCAUGAUGAGACAGCAACAAAGCAGCAUGAUGGGGGUUCAACAAAACAGUAUGAUUGAAGUACAACAGAAUGGCAUGAUGGGUGCCCAGGGUGUUACGGCUCAGCCCAGUGGCAUGGUUGCAUCAUCCUACAUGACAGGGAUGAGCCAGGGCAUGAUUGGACAGCAGCAGCAUGGCAUUAUGGGACAGCAGCUGAGUGGGAUGAUGGGACAGCAGCAGGUUGGAGGUUUAACCACAUUACCCCACCAGCAGGUUUAUGGAGCGCAGCAAUCCCAGCAGCUACAGUGGAACAUUUCCCAGAUGACUCAGCACAUGGCCGGCAUGAAUCUUUACAACACCAACGGCAUGAUGGGAUCAAGCAGUCCCCACAUGGGAGGUUCAACAAAUCCAAGUUCAGUGCAUAUGACAGCACACAUCUGGAAAUGAACUCAUCUAUCCAAGAAGUGAUUAACCACCAAUAACCCACAAAAGAGAGGGGAAAUGAGUUUUAGGGGUCUAUGGAUAGGACUCUCCAUUUGCAUUUUCUAAUGCAAGGGAGUGAGAGAACGAGGAGACAGGUUUGAAGAAGGAUGGUUUGGGAAACCACUACUACCUCUUUUUCUCUCUCCUCUCUCCCCAAUGCUUCCUCUUCUUGACUCAUCAUUGGCCAUUAUUUGCCGAUUUCCAUGCUUGCCUUCAAAACAUUUUGGUAUGACGACCAAGACAACAGUUCAGAGGCCAGUGGUUAGGGCAACUCAUCCUCCUCUGUACCUAUAGCCUGUAUGUGAGGGUGUUCACAUGCACGCACAUCUGCUGUAAGUGAGUGUCAACUAACUACUUGACUUAAAAUAACAGUUUGGUUUCCGGAGAAUUGUACUGUUUUUUCCUACUUGGUCAGAGUCAGAAAAACAUUUUUUUUUCAUGGUAGGUAAGAAUGGGGUUAGCCUAGCUUAGCUUUACUUGUUGAUGUUGUUGCUAUUUAUUGGAGUUAGUAUAGUAUUCCCUCUUAAAGCAGGAAAUAUUUAUUGUUGCAUGGCUAAGGCAUUUUAAUAUAAUAUAUAUUAUAUUACAGGGGAAGUAAUGGGUCCCUAGUUUUGCAGAGUAGACAGAAGCUGUGUUAUUCUUUAUUUCAAGCUGACUCAUUUUUAAAUAAGAAUCCUCAAGAGGGAUCUUGAAUAUGCUUUUGAUGGCUACAUAUGAUAAACUUUAUCAGACAAAAAGACCUCAUUUCUAGUCAGACCUCAAAUUUAAAGAUAUCAGACCUUUCAUUCGAACAUAACAAUUUUUACUUGAUUAGCUUAAAUACAUUUUCUUUAAUAUUUUCAAACAGUAGGCCAAUGGUUUUUUUAAUAUUACUAUAGAAAAGGCUUUAUUAAUCACUGUGUUAUGCUAAGUAAAGCUAUAUCAAAUAAAUAAUUUGACUGGAAGGCUGCACGGUGGUGUAGUGGUUAGUGCUAUCGCCUCAGUUUGCAUGUUCCCCCCGUGUAUGCGUUGGUUCUCUCCGGGUUCUCCGGCUUCCUACCACAGU